UCUGACAGUGAGUGUGUGCGGUUGGUAAACGGAAGGGAUCGCAGCAGCGGCAGCAGGAAACUCGGCACUUUUCUUCUUUACAUCAGCACUAAGCGAUCAUCUUUUCAGGAAUAAAUACCAGGAGAUCACAGAUCAAAGUGACGAUCCGGAUUCGCCUUAAUCUGCACUGUAGUAAUCCCAGGCUGAAGGAAGUCGAAGGGUGAUGGAUUGCCCUUCAGAUUUUUUUCAGCAGCCGCUAUCCCAGGUGUGCCACUUUGACCUGUACCGCAGUCCACCAGAGUCAACCUCCAUUGGCCCCACCAUUUCUCCACUUCUGCAUCCCAACAGUGCCUCUCAGAGGUGGGGUGGUUAUAGGCAGGAGCAAAGCUUAUUCUCUGGACUACCAGCACAUGAGGAGAGGCAGGAGGUUGAUGCAGAAGUUAUCAGGAGAAAGGCAGCUGCAGAAGGAAGCAUGAUUCUACCUUACCGCCUUGGCGAUAGAAGAAAAUGUUUAGCACUGGAGUCUGAUGACUGGAGCCAGGAUUGUGUAAAAGCAAAGCAGCUAAAAGUAAACAUUAUGGCAAAGAGAGAGGGUGAUGUGAAAAGAGAGGGGCAUAAAGAAAAGAUAAAUGUCCCUCAAAUGGUAAGAGAGGAAGCAGGGAGAAAAAAGGUGAGCAGAGAGGGUAGGCAGCGGCAACGACGUGAGCUGAAACUCCAGCUAGAGGAAACUAGAGGCAAACUGCUAGAACUUCAGCGCAAAGUAUGGAGAGUAUAUGGUGAACAGCAUGUAGAGGAAGACAAAUCAGGAGAGGCAGAGAAUGACAGAGUUGUGGAUGAGACAACAGAGAUGUUCUCUGAAGGAGAACCAGAUGAUCGUCUUUCUAGUGAACUUUAUGCUCCUCUGAAAAACCAUGGUACCAGGAAUGGGAAUUCUGAGGCUCUCUCAGGGGAUCCUGUGGACCUGGACUUGGAUGUAGACCUAGAUGGGGAAGGAGUGUGGCUGGGCUGUAGCCUGGUGCAAGGAGAGUGGGAAAACUUAGGUGGCAGUGCAAAAUUUGCUCAAGCUUUAAAGCAGGAGCUAGCAAGUGCUGUGGCUCGGGUCAUAGACAGGGUUCUUGACCUUUAUGCUGAAUCCGACCACACCUCACCUUCCACUUCAAUACUGACCCCAGAGAUUCCCACCAGUAGGAUGCUGGACCCAAACCCAGGCAAGAAGGCAAACCUUAGUGUGGGAGCAAGCAUGACAGAACAAGCAGAAGCAUUGCCACUGGUCACAAAGAGACAUCAAGAAAGGAGAAACUUCAUAACUGACGGCAGACAUAAGAACUCCCUGAUUCCUCAGACCAGCCCUAGCCUACCCCUUGUUCCACAGCCUACACUUCCAGCACUUUUAGGACCAAGGACCAAGGACCCUUUCCUGCCAUCCUGUCCACCAAACCCCACUCCACUUCCGCUGCCUCUUCUCCACUACACCAUGCAACACCUUUUCAGUCGUUCUUUGUCCAGUAUGCCGCUACAUAAAGAUGGCCUCCCUAAUGAACCCUUUAUGGAAUUUCGUUCCAACAAUCCAUCAUUCCCACCACUACCUCUGCUUGGUCCGUUAAACCCUUCUCUUGCUGAUAGAGGAAGAGAUGAGAUAAUGAGAGUAAUGGGAGUUGAUGGAGGAGAUGCAGCACUUUACCUGGGCCCUGGGACAUCCCAGGAGGGUCUCUCACCCUGUCAUUUGAAGAAAGCCAAGCUGAUGUUCUUCUACACACGUUACCCUAGCUCCAACACCCUUAAGACCUACUUCCCUGAUGUCAAGUUCAACCGCUGUGUCACCUCACAGCUCAUUAAGUGGUUUAGUAACUUCAGAGAGUUCUUCUACAUUCAAAUGGAGCGUUUUGCACGUCAGGCUGCUCGUGAGGCUUCUGCCACGGCUAGGGAGAGGACACUACGUCUAGGCCGAAACUCUGAGCUCUUUCGCAUUCUUAACAUGCACUAUAACAAGAGCAAUGAUUACCAGGUGCCUGACCGGUUUGUGGAAGUGUCUGAAGUGGCUUUACGGGAGUUUUUCACAGCCAUUCAAAGUGGGCGUGACGCUGACCCCUGCUGGAAAAAGUCCAUCUAUAAAAUCAUCUGCAAACUGGACAGUCCUGUGCCUGACAGCUUCCGUUUACCAGGCUGCCCCAUGGAUGCACCCCGCAUGGCCUAAGGAUUUUCAUGAGUGUACUCAUGCAUACAUCAAAUAGGCUUAUAGAAUAGGGUCGAUAGAUACACAGACCAGAUGGAUUUAAAGUUGUUAUGCCUGUCAGACAUUCAUACAUGUUGACAAUUAACAACUCGAGGUCGUGUGUUAUUGCGAAUAACAUCACGGCUGUGAUGAUCUACGGCACUCACCUUCGGCUCGUGCCUGCGACCAAAUCACAGCCGUGACGUUAUUCGCGAUAACACACUCCCUCUCGUGUUCUAUUGCUUUUAUACAACAGUUUUUACAAAAUAAAGAAAGAAAAUAAAUCAAAGAAGCCCUGAAUUUCAUAAUAAAUAUGCUUUAAUAUUGACAAUACCUUCCGCCAAAAAGUAGUUCCACAACGAAUAUAAAGUUUAACACUACAAAGCAGACAUCCCAAGUUGCAAAAACUCAUUUCAGGGAGGUAAGAAGAACAAGAAGAAGAAGGCAAGAACCUCCGAAGGGAAAAAAAGAAAUAAAAAAACCUCUCGCACACACCAAAGGAUAUGGGUGAUAACAGAACUUCUAGGAGCUGCUAACUGGGCUAUUAAGCUAACCGUUCGCGUUACAAACACAUUAAUGUUCCCUACAUAGUGCACUAGACAAUUGAUUUAUGUUCCCUACACGGUGCACUGGAUUGUAUAUCAAAUGACGGAUUUAAAACGCGACCGGGAAAAAAAGUCUGUGUCGCCUGCGUGCGCGUUUGUGUGCAUGAAGCUUGUCGUUAAUGGCAAUGCGUCAGCGGAGUGUGAAAAGGCCGUGCUGUUAUCACGAAUAUCAGCACCUUUAGAACGCUUCUCAACCAAUCAGAUUGUAAGGUCGGAACUAACUGUUGUAUAAAUACAAGUACAUUCCACACUCACUCACACAAAGAUUUAAAAAUAUUACAUUUCUGCAGCUUUGUACAUAACUAUUCUGAUAAAUUUUUUAUUCAAAUUUGUUUAAUAACACAAAUAAAUCCCUAAUCCUAUAAAUCACACCUAAUUUAAACAUUCAGAUGACCCCCAAGACACAGGUGUGUCAGUUUUGUCAAUAAUUGUAAUAAUUGUUAAAACGAAAUUAAAAGCAU
Molecule: messenger RNA, 3257 nt
Organism: Trichomycterus rosablanca
Lineage: Eukaryota; Metazoa; Chordata; Actinopteri; Siluriformes; Trichomycteridae
Gene: prox3
Product: prospero homeobox 3
Exons: 5
Coding region: 203-2173 (656 amino acids)
Biological process (GO): regulation of transcription by RNA polymerase II
Cellular component (GO): nucleus
Molecular function (GO): DNA-binding transcription factor activity, RNA polymerase II-specific; RNA polymerase II cis-regulatory region sequence-specific DNA binding
Source: RefSeq, a predicted model, not a curated record